Molecule: messenger RNA, 3057 nt
Organism: Plectropomus leopardus (leopard coralgrouper)
Lineage: Eukaryota; Metazoa; Chordata; Actinopteri; Perciformes; Serranidae
Source: RefSeq, a predicted model, not a curated record
UUAGCUUCAAGUCACAACUGAAGACACACAUGAGAACUCAUACAGGAGAAAAACCUUUCAGCUGUUCAGUCUGUAAUAAAUCAUUUACAGAGGGUGGAAGUUUACAGAAACACUUGAAAAUUCACACAGGAGAAAAACCAUUUAGCUGCUCUGAAUGUGGGAAAAGAUUUGGCAUCAAGGGAAGUCUGAUUAGACACAGGAGGCUUCAUACAGGAGAGAAACCUUUUAGCUGCUCUGAAUGUGACAAAAGCUAUGGCCGUAAGACAGAACUAAAGGAACACAUGAUAACUCACACAGGAGAGAAACCAUUCAGCUGCUCUGAGUGUGGGAAGAGAUUCGGCCGAAAGAGACGUCUGAAGACUCAUAUGACAACACAUACAGGAGAGAAACCUUUCAGCUGCUCUGUCUGUAAGAAAUCAUUUACAGAAGGUGGAAGUUUACAGAAACAUAUGAAAAUUCAUACAGGAGAGAAACCUUUCAGCUGCUCUGAAUGUGGGAAACGAUUCGGUACCAAGGGAAGUUUUAAGAGACACAUGGGAACUCAUACAGGAGAAAAACCUUUCAGCUGCAUUGUGUGUAAGACAUCUUUUACAAGUAGUGAAAGUUUACAGUCACACAUGAAAAUUCACACAGGAGACAAUCCAUUUAGCUGCUCUGAGUGUGGGAAAAGAUUUGGCACAAAGACACGCCUGAAGACACAUAUGAGAACUCACACAGGAGAGAAACCUUUCUGUUGCUCACUUUGUAAAAAAUGUUUCUCACAGAGCGGAACGCUACAGUCACACAUGAAAAUUCACACAGGAGAGAAACCAUUCAGUUGCUCUGAGUGUGGGAAAAGUUUUGGCAUGAAAGGAAGUCUGAAGAGACAUAUGACAACUCAUGUUGGAGAAAAACCGUUUAGCUGCUCAGUGUGUAAAAAAUCUUAUACAGAGAGGGGAAAUUUACAAAAACACAUGAUAAGUCACACAGGAGAGAAACCAUUUAGCUGCACUGACUGUGGGAAAAGGUUUGGCAUAAAGGGAAAUCUCAUUAGACACAUCAAGUUUCACACAGGAGAGAAAUCAUUUUGCUGCUCUGAUUGUGACAAAAGAUUUUGCCGCAAGACACAUCUUAAGAUACAUAUGAGAAUUCACACAGGAGAGAAACCAUUUAGCUGCUCUGAGUGUGGUAACAGAUUUCGUACUAAGGCAGCUCUGAACAGACACAUGAAAACUCAUACAGGAGAGAAGCCAUUUAGCUGUUUAGAUUGUAAGAAUUGUUUUACACAUAGCAAAAGUUUAAAGACACACAUGAGGAUUCACACAGGGGAGAAACUCUGCAGCGGCAGUCUUCGUGACCAAAGAUCCAAUUGGCUUUAUCAGCUCAAGAACCAUCAAUAUUUGAGUUGCCAGUCCUCACAGCUUCAUCAAACUCAAACUGAGGUGAUCAGAAAGACAGAGCCUUCAGUCAGCAGCUCAACUGAACAGAUGGAAGCUAAUGGAGAGGACUGUGGAGGACCAGAACCAGACAGGAACCCACAUCCAGAUACACAUUUACAACCAGAGACUGAGGACAAGACUGGAGACUCUUCUGAACCGGAGACUGAGGAGAGUAAGUUUUGGAAAGAGACCAGGCAGCAUCAGUCAGGGUUCACUUAUGGGAGAAAUAAACGAGACUCUGUAAAUGAUGGAUAUAACACUGGUUGCUCCAAUAACAUCGCUGCACCAGAACCCACUGUGGUUGACAUUUAUUUUUGCACACAGCCUCGGUCAGGUCUAAACCAUCUGAAAACUGAGCAAGUCUCUGAUAGUGAAACAGGAAGUAACAACAAAGAGAGGAAACCAUUCAGCUGCUCCGAGGGUCAUAAAAAAUCUGAAGACAUCCACAGUCUGCCAACACACAAUAAAUCUCACACAGGUGAGAAACAAUGUAGUUGCUCUGUUUGUGGCAGAGCUUUUGCCAAGCGUGAAAGCUUAUGUUCUCACAUGAUAAGUCACACAGGAGAGAAAACUUUCAGCUGUUCAGUGUGUAACGCAGGUUUCAGCGACAGUGAGACUUUAGUUCAACACAUGAGGAUCCACACGAGACAAACACAGUUUAGGUGUUCAAUUUGUAGCAGAGAAUUUGCAUGGAGAAGAUAUCUGACAAAACACAUGGAGGUCCACAAAAUCUACAGCUGCAGAGUUUGUGACAAAAAAUUCACUUGGUGUUAUCAGCUGAAAGACCAUCAGUGUGUUGGCCAUCAGUCCUCACAGCUUCAUAAGACUCAAACUGAGGACACCAGAGAGGCAGAGCCUCCAGCCAGCAGCUCAACUCAACAGAUUGAAGCUGAUGGAGAGGACUGUGGAGGACCAGAACCAGACAGGGACUCACAUCCAGAUACACAUUUACAACCAGACACUGAUGAUAGCGUUGACAGUGAUUUUUGGAAGGAGACGAGAGAACGUCCAUCUGAUUCUAAAUAUUUGAAAAAUGAUGAAGUCUCUGUCAGUGAUGACAGAUGUAAAAAGGACAUGAAACCAUUCAGCUGCUCUGAGUGUGGGAAACGAUUUGGCACCAAUAAGGAAGUCAAGCUUCACAAGAGAACUCAUACAGGAGAAAAGCCGUUAAGUUGCUCAGUUUGUCAGAAAUGUUUUACUCAGAAUGGAACUUUACAGAGACACAUGAUGAUCCACACAGGAGAGAAAACAUUUAGUUGCUCAAUGUGCGGUAUGAGUUUCCUUCGCAAAGAAGGUUUAGUUCGUCACAUGAGAAUCCACACAGGAGAGAAAAGAGAACAGAGAGGCAGUGCCUCCAGUCAGAAGCUCAACUCAACAGAUUAAAUCUAAAGCUGAUGGAGAGGACUGAUGAGGACCAGAACCAGUCAGGAACUCACAUCCAGAUCAGAGUCUUUUCUGAACUUAAAGAUGUGUGAGCUCCUCACCAUAUUUCUUAGGCUGAGCUCAGACAUCUUACAGCAGAAAGUCAUUUUAGCAUUUUGUACCAACAGUCUCAUUGUUUCGGUCACUACCCAAAGCUCAUAACUGUAGAGAUGAAAUAUCCUGAUGUCCCUGAACUGGCCCCCCUGCACACACUGUG